GUUUUUUGCAGAUUUUGAGUUUUCUUGCAGUGAGAUUUGCAGAGUCAAGCAGGAUGGCAGACACUUACGUACGACAUGCGGAGCUUUUGGGCUUUGAGAAGAGAUUCUAUCCAAGUCAGCAUUAUGUUUACAUGUUCUUAGUGAAAUGGAGCGACCAGUCAGAGAAAUUAAUUUACAGAACAUAUCCAGAAAUCCACACAUUCCAUAAAUCUCUCAAAGAGAUGUUUCCCAUCGAGGCAGGAGAUAUUGACUCUAAAGACAGAAUCAUUCCUUCAUUACCAGCUCCAAAAUGGCUGGACAACCAGAAGUCCACAGAGACCAGGCAGGGGACCCUGGCCGAAUACUGUCGCUCUCUGCUCGGCCUGCCUCCAAAAAUUUCUCGUUGUCAGCUAGUGAGAAACUUUUUUAAAGUACGCCCAGAAGAUGAGAGCCCACCGGCUCCUCAUCCGUUCAAACGAAAUGAGACCUACGUAAUGUCCAGGGAGAGAGCAAGGACCACCACUUCUGAAAUCACUGGACCUAUUAUGCUGGACAGCUACAGAGUUGUUUCAGAUUACAGCAAGAGUUCAAAGUAUGAGCUCAACUUGAAGGCCGGAGACUUGGUCGAUAUUGUGGAGAAGAGCCCUAAUGGCUGGUGGUUUUGCCAGUUUGAGACCCAUAGAGGUUGGGCUCCAGCCUCUUAUUUAGAACCACUGGAUGGACCUGAUGAGAGAGAAGAGCCUGAGCCUGACUAUGCAGGCGAGCUGUACAAAACCAUUAAAGCCUACAAAGCAGUGGAGGAGGAUGAGCUAUCACUGGAGUUUGGAGAAAUAAUUGAGGUCAUCCAUAAACUUCUGGAUGGCUGGUGGGUGGUCAGGAAAGGAGAGGAGACAGGCUACUACCCUAGUAUGUUCUUGUGCAGAACAGGAGAAAAGAAAGAAGUUGAGGCUGAGAAAGACAUAAUGAGGAGAGAGACUCCACCGCCCAGGAGGUCAACUAUUCGCAAUGCUCAGAGUAUCCAUGCUAAGGGUCGCCAGCGAAUCAGCCAGGACACCUAUCGUCGUCAGAGCCGCCGGUUCUUACAGCAGAGAGGAAGAGUCUCAUCCCAGCCGAGGAAGAACUCCAGAGCUGCUCUGGUGGAGAAGAACAGUGACAAUGCAGCUCCCUCUACUGAUGAGGUGAAGAAAACUCCAGUUAUCCCUCCUCGGCCCAGCCAUGAACUCAUCAUGGAGCGCUGCACGGAGAACACCCGCAAGCGCAUUAGCAUCCAUGCUAACUGAAGGGGGACUGAACAGUAUUAUUGCUAAAGCAAAUUAGGAUAAACAAGAGCCUGAUUAGAGUUUCCCUGCCCUAUAACAUCUAUUUGAUGACAAAAUAUGUAUAAUACUUGGUAAAGCAGCUACAUCUUAUGGUUAAGCUUGGGCAGGCCUGGCACAGCAAACAAGCCUACACCUUUGGUAAAUUCUCACUUUUGUGCUGUAAUGCUAUAUUUGUCUUAGCUCUCUAUGCUAACAGGAAAAGCACAUAGGAGUUAAAAUAGAUUACCUUGGCUGUAUGUGUUUGCAUAUUUGUAAUAAGCUACCUUAAUGUUUUUGUAAAUGUUUUUUUAAUUUCUUUUAAUAAAAAGAGAAA
Messenger RNA from Astyanax mexicanus (Mexican tetra), 1611 nucleotides. RefSeq names its product neutrophil cytosolic factor 1 (gene ncf1). Gene Ontology annotation, molecular function: phosphatidylinositol binding; protein binding; superoxide-generating NADPH oxidase activator activity. The coding region runs from base 54 to 1259 and encodes 401 amino acids. Gene Ontology annotation, cellular component: cytoplasm; NADPH oxidase complex. Gene Ontology annotation, biological process: respiratory burst; superoxide anion generation. The transcript is spliced from 12 exons. NCBI's taxonomy places the organism in Eukaryota, Metazoa, Chordata, Actinopteri, Characiformes, Acestrorhamphidae. The record is from RefSeq and is a predicted model, not a curated record.